Staurois parvus is the source of this 1246-nucleotide messenger RNA. Lineage: Eukaryota; Metazoa; Chordata; Amphibia; Anura; Ranidae. The record is from the annotation of a GenBank genome assembly.
UUGUUGAUUUCAGAUUCCUGAAGCACUCAUCAGGCCCUGGACACUCCACCCCGCCCCUCAUCUGAAUCGAAUCAACCUCUCCCCCGAGGGGUCGCAGGACUCUGGUAUUUCAGAAGAUUUGUUGGUGCAGCAAUCCCCGCAGCAGGUGACCGCUCAGCAGCUCUCACCGCAGCUCAAUGUGCAUCAGUCCAACGAACAGCCAAUCCAAGUGCAAGUCCAGAUCCAGGGCACGGCUCAGUCUCAGACACAGCAGGGUGCUCAGACGAUACAGACUCAGUCCCUUCAAUCCCCCAGCCCCUCUCAGCAGUUGACAAACUCCCAGUUACAGGUGGCCCAGAUCCAAGUGCAGCAGAUGCAGCCCUCUGACAUUCAGGACGACCACAUACAGCACCAGCAGAUCCAGGCACAGCUGGUGGCGGGACAGUCUGUGGGCAGUGGCAUUCAGAUACAGACCGCAGGGGCACUUUCUCCGCCUCCUCCGCAGCAAGGUUCUCCGAGAGAAGGAGAGCGACGAUCUAGCACGUCAAGCGUCCUUCAGCCAGUUAAGAAACGUAAAGUGGACAUGCCCAUUACUUUGUCUUACGCAAUUUCAGGGCAGCCCGUCGCCGCUGUCCUUGCCAUCCCCCAAGGACAGCAACAGAGUUACGUGUCUCUAAGGCCAGACUUGCUGACAGUGGACAGCGCCCAUCUUUACGGGGCUACAGGCACUAUUACAAGUCCAACAGGAGAGACUUGGACCAUCCCCGUUUAUUCAACCAACACCCGCAGUGAUUUGCAGCAACAGAACAUAACCCACAUCGCUAUCCCCCAAGAGGCCUACAAUGCCGUCCAUGUAACAGGCUCUCCCACCACAGUGGCCGCUGUAAAGUUAGAGGAUGACAAGGACAAAAUGGCCAAAAAUGCUCACGAGGAAGUGGUUCAGACUCUGGCCAACUCCCUAUUUCCAGCUCAGUUUAUGAAUGGGAAUAUUCACAUUCCAGUGGCAGUACAGGCUGUGGCGGGGGCCUAUCAGAAUACAGCACAAACUGUCCACAUAUGGGACCCUCAGCAGCAGACCACGCUACAUGAACAGGUUCAGCAGCAGCCUCCACAGCAGCACCAACUACAGAGUCAACCUGUACAAGUUACAGAGGUGGAGCCCCCUCCACAGCCUUCCCCAGAGCUCAUGCUACCCAACACCUUGAAGCCAGAAGAAGGACUGGAAGUCUGGAAGAACUGGGCACAGACCAAGAACGCAGAGUUGGAG